Molecule: messenger RNA, 15060 nt
Organism: Patiria miniata (bat star)
Lineage: Eukaryota; Metazoa; Echinodermata; Asteroidea; Valvatida; Asterinidae
Product: cubilin-like
Exons: 2
Coding region: 10-14922 (4970 amino acids)
Source: RefSeq, a predicted model, not a curated record
AUACGCUUCAUGUUGAUGGAUGUCAGAGGGGGUGCAACUGGUUGGUGCACUGACAGGGAAGAUUACCUGAUGAUCCGAGAUGGCACAAGCUCUGGCAGGCACCUUGGAAUCUUCUGCAGUCCAUUCUCUGAUUCUAGAAAGCCAUCGCCCAUUGUAUCAAUCACUAAUAAGGCGUUUGUCAUGUUCCACAGCAACGAAAGAGACACAGGAAAGGGCUUUCUGAUCAGCUUCAUGGCAGUCGAAGCCUUGGAUUCUUCUGAUUAUGUUGCUGACCAGUUGACUUUUAAACCGUCUGGCCAGCGUAUACACAUGAUGACAACUUCGACUAUAGACCAACAGACGAGUGAGAGCACAGGGUCAGCAAUGUCUUCCAAUGAAGGCUCUACGUUUCUGCCAGCGCAAAAAGGUGAUGAUUUAACAACCAUUGACUUGCCAUUUGAAUCCAUUGCAUUUGGAAAUCCCAGCCGGGGACCUGUCCUUUAUGUUACGCAAGAGGGCUCGACAGUUGUUACUAAAACAUUCGCUCCUCCAAUUGCCACUGAAGCAAGACAGCAAACGGUUAGGGACAUACCAUCACCGAACCCCACCGUAGAAAAGCAAAGCAAUGGUUUCAGUCAGCCAGUUUCCUUAGAGUCACAUCUGGAAACCCCUCAGGGGCAGUCGCAUUCUGAAUCCCAGGCAACAGAACAUAGUACUGAAUUGCCAAGCUUUACUCCAAGAGAUUCAUCUACUUUGCCGAGUUUUUAUCCAGACGAUGCAUCCACUUCUGAGUUACAAACAACGUGGGAGCUAUUUGUUACCACCGAAGAACCAUCAAAACCCAACUCCAGCAAAACUGAACAGCAAUCAUUUGUAACCCAACCUCCUUCACGAACCCCUCUCAGGACGACACAAACAAGCAGUACUAGUGGAGAAAGUACUCAGACAAGCACACCUUGGGAUUUCAACUUUAAUCUUGACAACCCUUCUGGGGAACUGCAGUCGCCAAAUUAUCCGGAUGCCUACCCGAUGGGUGUCGUCUCCCGCUGGAACAUUACUGUCAGCCCCCGCGGUACCAUUGUACUCAAUUUCACUCAUUUUGACUUGGACUCCGCCCAACCUGAGGAUAGUCCAUGCGAUGAAAAAUACGCUUACGUCAAAGUUGAGGAUGGAAGUGGUCAGGGCAUUAAACAUAUGUUUUGUGGCCACAAAAUCCCUCCAUUGGUAAGUUCCUCUUCAAAUACAUUGAUCAUAACAUUUGUCAGUGGCUAUGGAUAUGGUAGAGGAUUCCAAGCACAUUACAUCAUGCAAAAACAGAAGGUUCUUGCUUGUGGCGGUAGCUUUCAUCAACCCAGCGGCAGGAUUCAAACGCCCAACGUACCUGAUGACUUCGAGAGUGUAAUCAGCUGCCAGUGGAAUAUAUCAGUAGACACUGGACGAUUCAUUGUCUUAAAUUUUACUACUUUUGACGUGGACUCGAUACCAAUGGACAACUGGUGCAGCGAGGAAUAUGAUCAUGUGAAAAUAGAGGAUGGGUUCGGAGGGAACAGUUACACUUACUGUGGUCAGGAACUACCGCCAAUGUUUGUCUCUUCCAGCAAUACAAUAAGCAUCACCUUUGUCAGGAAGUUGGGCUACAGUGCAGGUUUCGGUGCACUUUAUAGGGUUUCUGAGGAUGGGUUGUCACAGAGUACUUCCACUGAUGUCCUUAUGCAACCCUCAACAAGAAAACCACUGCAUCAAUGUGGAGGAAACCUAAGCGACCCCAGGGGUGUUAUUCAGUCACCUCUGCUUUCUGAAGAUGUUGCGAUGGAUAUUAAAUGCCAGUGGAAAAUCACGGCACCUGUCGACCAAAUUAUCCAUCUCACUUUCACUGAUUUUAUCAUGGACUCUUCUUUUGAAGAUGGCCAAUGUGAUGAGAGAUAUUCUCAUGUUGAAGUUGAUAGUAGAAGUAACACUGGUAUUGGUCAGAAACAAGUUUUUUGUGGAACUGAAAUACCUCCAUUAGUGGUCACCUCUUCCAAUACACUAACUGUGACAUUUAUCAGUGCCUACGGAUAUGGAGUUAGAUUUCGUGCAGAGUAUGUUAUGGAGAAAGUUGAAGACCUUGCUGCAAUACCUGAUAUGUCGACAUCUGAACCAUUAUGUGGGGGUAGUUUCCAUCAACCCAGUGGCAGGAUUGACUUGCCUAACUUACCUGAUGACUCUGAGAUUGGUGUCAGCUGCUAUUGGAAUAUCACAGUAGAUGUAGGUCAAGUUAUCAUCGUCAAUUUUACUGCAUUUGAUUUGGAUUCUGUACCGAUAGAUGAAAGGUGCAUUGAGGAAUAUGAUCACUUGAAAAUACAGGAUGGAUUUGGAGGAAACAGUUACACUUACUGUGGUCAGGAACUACCACCAGUGUUUGUCUCUUCAAGCAAUACAAUUGGCAUCACCUUUGUCAGGAAGUUAGGCUUCAGUGGAGGUUUCAGUGCAUUUUAUAGGGUUGCCAAGGAUGUGUCAUCACAAACUUCUUCCCCGGAGGUUGUAAUGCAACCCUCAACAAGAGAACCAUUGCAACAAUGUGGAGGAAACCUGAACACUCCUAGGGGUGUCAUUCAGUCACCUGUGCUUUCUGAAGAUGUUGCGAUGGGAUUGAAAUGCCAGUGGAAUAUCACUACACCUGUUGGGCAAAUCAUCGUAUUGACUUUCACUGAUUUUAUCAUGGACUCUUCCGUUGAAGAUGGCCAAUGUGACGAGAGAUAUUCUCACGUUGAAGUUGAUGGUGGAAGUAGUAACGGUAUCGGUGGGAAAAAAGUAUUUUGUGGAACUGAAAUACCUCCAUUAGUUGUGUCCUCUUCUAAUACACUGACUGUGACAUUGAUCAGUGGCUAUGGAUAUGGAAUGAGAUUCCGUGCAGAGUAUGUUAUGGAGAAAGUUGAGGACCGUGCAGCAAUUCCUGAUUUGUCAACAUCUGAGCCAUUAUGUGGGGGAAGCUUCUAUCAACUCAGUGGCAGGAUUCACUCGCCUAACUUUCCUGAUGACUCUGAGAUUGGAGUCAGCUGCUAUUGGAAUAUCACAGUAGAUAUAGGACAAGUAAUCACCAUCAAUUUUACUGCAUUUGAUUUGGAUUCUGUACCGAUAGAUGAAAGGUGCAAUGAGGAAUAUGAUCACUUGAAAAUACAGGAUGGAUUUGGAGGGAACAGUUACACUUACUGUGGUCAGGAACUACCACCAGUGUUUGUCUCUUCAAGCAAUACAAUUGGCAUCACCUUUGUCAGGAAGUUGGGCUACAGUGGAGGUUUCAGUGCUUUUUAUAGGGCUGCCAAGGAUGUGUCAUCACAAACUUCUUCUCCGGAGGUCCUUAUGCAGCCCUCAACAAGAAAGCCAUUGCAACAAUGUGGAGGGAACCUAAAUACUCCUAGGGGUGUCAUUCAGUCACCUGUGCUUUCUGAAGAUGUUGGGAUGGGAUUGAAAUGCCAGUGGAAUAUCACUGGACCUGUUGGGCAAAUCAUCGUAUUGACUUUCACUGAUUUUAUCAUGGACUCUUCCGUUGAAGUUGGCCAAUGUGACAGGAGAUAUUCUCAUGUUGAAGUUGAUGGUGGCAGAAGUAGUGGUAUUGGUCAGAAACAAGUAUUUUGUGGAACUGAAAUACCUCCAUUACUGGUGUCCUCUUCGAAUACACUUACUGUGACAUUGAUCAGAGGCUAUGGAUAUGGAAUGAGAUUCCGUGCAGAGUAUGUUAUGGAAAAAGUUGAGGACCGUGUGGCAAUGUCUGAUAUGUCGACAUCUGAGCCAUUUUGUGGGGGAAGCUUCCAUCAACCCAGUGGCAGGAUUCACUCGCCUAACUUACCGGAUGACUCUGAGAUUGGUGUCAGCUGCUAUUGGAAUAUCACAGUAGAUAUAGAACAAGUUAUCAUCAUCAAUUUUACUGCAUUUGAUUUGGAUUCUGUACCAAUAGAUGAAAGGUGCAAUGAGGAAUAUGAUCACUUGAAAAUACAGGAUGGAUUUGGAGGGAACAGUUACACUUACUGUGGUCAGGAACUACCACCAGUGUUUGUCUCUUCAAGCAAUACAAUUGGCAUCACCUUUGUCAGUAAGUUGGGCUACAGUGGAGGUUUCAGUGCACUUUAUAGGGUUGCCAAGGAUGUGUCAUCACAAGCUGCUUCCCCAGAGGUCCUUAUGCAACCUUCAACAAGAAAGCCCUUGCAACAAUGUGGAGGGAACCUGAAUACUCCUAGGGGUGUCAUUCAGUCACCUGUGCUUCCUGAAGAUGUUGCGAUGGGAUUGAAAUGCCAGUGGAAUAUCACAGCACCUGUUGGGCAAAUCAUCGUAUUGACUUUUACUGAUUUUAUCAUGGACUCUUCUGUUGAAGAUGGCCAAUGUGACAGGAGAUAUUCUCAUGUUGAAGUUGAUGGUGGCAGUAGUAGUAGUAUUGGUCAGAAACAAGUAUUUUGUGGAACUAAAAUACCUCCAUUAGUUGUGUCCUCUUCUAAUACACUGACUGUGACAUUGAUCAGUGGCUAUGGAUAUGGAAUGAGAUUCCGUGCAGAGUAUGUUAUGGAGAAGGUCGAGGACCGUGCAACAAUUCCGGAUUUGUCAACAUCUGAGUCAUUAUGUGGGGGUAGUUUCCAUCAACCCAGUGGCAGGAUUGACUCCCCUAACUUACCUGAUGACUCUGAGAUUGGUGUCAGCUGCUAUUGGAAUAUCACAGUAGAUGCAGGACAAGUAAUCACCAUCAAUUUUACUGCAUUUGAUUUGGAUUCUGUACCGAUAGCUGAAAGGUGCAAUGAGGAAUAUGAUCAUUUGAAAAUACAGGAUGGAUUUGGAGGGAACAGUUACACUUACUGUGGUCAGGAACUACCACCAGUGUUUGUCUCUUCAAGCAAUACAGUUGGCAUCACCUUUGUCAGGAAGUUGGGCUACAGUGGAGGUUUCAGUUUACUUUAUAGGGUUUCCAGGGAUGUGUCAUCUAAAACGUCUCCUUCGGAAGUCCUCAUGCAACCCUCAACAACAAAGCCAUUGCAACAAUGUGGAGGGAACCUGAAUACUCCUAGGGGUGUCAUUCAGUCACCUCUGCUUUCUGAAGAUGUUGGGGUGGGAUUAAAAUGCCAGUGGAAUAUCACAGCACCUGUUGGGCAAAUCAUCGUAUUGACUUUCACUGAUUUUAUCAUGGACUCUUCCAUUGAAGAUGGCCAAUGUGACAAGAGAUAUUCCCAUGUUGAAGUUGAUGAUGGAAGAAGUACUGGUAUCGGUCGGAAACAAGUAUUUUGUGGAUCUGAAAUACCUCCAUUAGUCAUGUCCUCUUCGAAUACACUGAUUGUGACAUUGGUCAGUGGCUAUGGAUAUGGAAUGAGAUUCCGUGCAGAGUAUGUUAUGCAGAAAGUUGAGGACCGUGCAGCAAUUCCUGAUAUGUCGACAACUGAGCCAUUAUGUGGGGGUAGCUUCCAUCAACCCAGUGGCAGGAUUCACUCACCUAACUUACCGGAUGACUCUGAGAUUGGUGUCAGCUGCUAUUGGAAUAUCGCAGUAGAUGUAGGACAAGUUAUCGUCAUCAAUUUUACUGCAUUUGAUUUGGAUUCUGUACCGAUAGAUGAAGGAUGCAAUGAGGAAUAUGAUCACUUGAAAAUACAGGAUGGAUUGGGAGGGAACAGUUACACUUACUGUGGUCAGGAACUACCACCAGUGUUUGUCUCUUCAAGCAAUACAAUUGGCAUCACCUUUGUCAGUAAGUUGGGCUACAGUGGAGGUUUCAGUGCACUUUAUAGGGCUUCCAAGGGUGUGUCAUCACAAACUUCUUCCCCAGAGGUCCUUUUGCAACCCUCAACAACAAAGCCAUUGCAACAAUGUGGAGGGAACCUGAAUACUCCUAGGGGUGUCAUUCAGUCACCUGUGCUUUCUGAAGAUGUUGCGAUGGGAUUGAAAUGCCAGUGGAAUAUCACAGCACCUGUUGGGCAAAUCAUCGUAUUGACUUUCACUGAUUUUAUUAUGGACUCUUCUGUUGAAGAUGGCCAGUGUGAUGAGAGAUAUUCUCAUGUUAAAGUUGAUGGUGGAAGUACUACUGGUAUCAGUCGGAAACAAGUAUUUUGUGGAACUGAAAUACCUCCAUUAGUGGUGACCUCUUCCAAUACACUAACUGUGACAUUUAUCAUUGCCUACGGAUAUGGGGUUAGAUUCCGUGCAGAGUAUGUUAUGGAGAAAGUUGAAGACCGUGCAGCAAUUCCUGGUAUGUCGACAUCUGAGCCAUUAUGUGGGGGUAGUUUCCAUCAACCCAGUGGCAGGAUUGACUCCCCUAACUUACCUGAUGACUCUGAGAUUGGUGUCAGCUGCUAUUGGAAUAUCGCAGUAGAUGUAGGACAAGUUAUCGUCAUCAAUUUUACUGCAUUUGAUUUGGAUUCUGUACCGAUAAAUGAAAGGUGCAAUGAGGAAUAUGAUCACUUGAAAAUACAGGAUGGAUUGAGAGGGAACAGUUACACUUACUGUGGUCAGGAACUACCACCAGUGUUUGUCUCUUCAAGUAAUACAAUUGGCAUCACCUUUGUCAGGAAGUUGGGCUACAGUGGAGGUUUCAGUGCUUUUUAUAGGGUUUCCAAAGAUGGGUCGUCACUAACCUCUUCCCCUGAGGUUCUUAUGCAACCCUCAACAAGAAAGCCAUUGCGUCAAUGUGGAGGGAACCUGAAUACUCCUAGGGGUGUCAUUCAGUCACCUGUGCUUUCUCAAGAUGUUGCGAUGGGAUUGAAAUGCCAGUGGAAUAUCACAGCACCUGUUGGGCAAAUCAUUGUAUUGACUUUCACUGAUUUUAUCAUGGACUCUUCCGUUGAAGAUGGCUCUUGUGACGAGAGAUAUUCUCAUGUUGAAGUUGAUGGUGGAAGUAGUAUUGGUGUCGGUGGGAAACAAGUAUUUUGUGGAACUGAAAUACCUCCAUUAGUUGUGUCCUCUUCGAAUAGACUUAUUGUGACAUUGAUCAGUGGCUAUGGAUAUGGUAUGAGUUUCCGUGCAGAGUAUGUUAUGGUGAAAGUUGAGGACCGUGCAGCAAUUCCUGAUAUGUCGACAUCUGAGCCAUUAUGUGGGGGUAGUUUCCAUCAACCCAGUGGCAGGAUUGACUCGCCUAACUUUCCUGAUGACUCUGAGUCUAGUGUCAGAUGCUAUUGGAAUAUCACAGUAGAUGUAGGACAAGUCAUUGGCAUUACUUUUACUGCUUUUGAUUUGGAUUCCUUACCGAUCGAUGAGUGGUGCAAUGAGGAAUAUGAUCACUUGAAAAUACAGGAUGGAUUUGGAGGGAACAGUUACACUUACUGUGGUCAAGAACUACCACCAGUGUUUGUCUCUUCAAGCAAUACAAUUGGCAUCACCUUUGUCAGGAAGUUGGGCUACAGUGGAGGUUUCAGUUUACUUUAUAGGGCUUCCAAUGAUGUGUCAUCACAAACCUCUUCCCCAGAGGUUCUUAUGCAACCCUCAACAACAAAGCCAUUGCAACAAUGUGGAGGGAAUCUGAAUACUCCUAGGGGUGUCAUUCAGUCACCUGUGCUUUCUGAAGAUGUUGCGAUGGGAUUGAAAUGCCAGUGGAAUAUCACUGCGCCUGUUGGGCAAAUCAUCGUAUUGACUUUCACUGAUUUUAUCAUGGACUCUUCCAUUGAAGAUGGCCAAUGUGACGAGAGAUAUUCCCACGUUGAAGUUGAUGGUGGAAGUAGUACUGGAAUCGGUGGGAAACAAGUAUUUUGUGGAACUGAAAUACCUCCAUUAGUGGUGUCCUCUUCCAAUACACUGACUGUGACAUUGAUCAGUGGCUACGGAUAUGGAAUGAGAUUCCGUGCAGAGUAUGUUAUGGAGAAAGUUGAGGACCGUGCAGCAAUUCCUGAUAUGUCGACAUCUGAGCCAUUAUGUGGGGGUAGUUUCCAUCAACCCAGUGGCAGCAUUGACUCGCCUAACUUUCCAGAUGACUCUGAGUCUAGUGUAAGAUGCUAUUGGAAUAUCACAGUAGAUGUAGGACAAGUCAUUGUCAUAACUUUUACUGCUUUUGAUUUGGAUUCUUUACCAAUCGAUGAGUGGUGCAAUGAGGAAUAUGAUCACCUAAAAAUACAGGAUGGAUUAGGAGGGAACAGUUACACUUACUGUGGUCAGGAACUACCACCAGUGUUUGUCUCUUCAAGCAAUACAAUUGGCAUUACCUUUGUCAGGAAGUUGGGCUACUUUGGAGGGUUUAGUGCAUUUUAUAGGGUUGCCAAGGAUGUGUCAUCACAAACCUCUUCCCCAGAGGUCCUUAUGCAACCCUCAACAACAAAGCCAUUGCAACAAUGUGGAGGGAACCUGAAUACUCUUAGGGGUGUCAUUCAGUCACCUGUGCUUUCUGGAGAUGUUGCGAAGGGAUUGAAAUGCCAGUGGAAUAUCACAGCACCUGUUGGGCAAAUCAUCAUAUUGACUUUCACUGAUUUUAUCAUGGACUCUUCCGUUGAAGAUGGCCAAUGUGACCAGAGAUAUUCUCAUGUUGAAGUUGAUGGAGGAAGUAGUACUGGUAUUGGUCGGAAACAAGUAUUUUGUGGAACUGAAAUACCUCCAUUAGUCGUGUCCUCUUCCAACACACUGACUGUGACAUUGAUCAGUGGCUAUGGAUAUGGAAUGAGAUUCCGUGCAGAGUAUGUUAUGGUGAAAGUUGAGGACCGUGCAGCAAUUCCUGAUAUGUCGACAUCUGAGCCAUUAUGUGGGGGUAGUUUCCAUCAACCCAGUGGCAGCAUUCACUCGCCUAACUUUCCUGAUGACUCUGAGAUUGGUGUCAGCUGCUAUUGGAAUAUCACAGUAGAUAUAGGAGAAGUAAUCAUCAUCAAUUUUAUUGCAUUUGAUUUGGAUUCUCUACCGAUAGAUGAAAGGUGCAAUGAGGAAUAUGAUCACUUGAAAAUACAGGAUGGAUUGGGAGGGAACAGUUACACUUACUGUGGUCAGGAACUACCACCAGUGUUUGUCUCUUCAAGCAAUACAAUUGGCAUCACCUUUGUCAGGAAGUUGGGCUACAGUGGAGGUUUCAGUGCACUUUAUAGGGUUUCCAAGGGUGUGCCAUCACAAACUUCUUCCCCGGAGGUCCUUAUGCAACCCUCAACAAGAAAGCCAUUGCAACAAUGUGGAGGGAACCAGAAUACUUCUAGCGGUGUCAUUCAGUCACCUGUGCUUUCUGAAGAUGUUGCGAUGGGAUUGAAAUGCCAGUGGAAUAUCACUGCGCCUGUUGGACAAAUCAUCGUAUUGACUUUCACUGAUUUUAUCAUGGACUCUUCCAUUGAAGAUGGCCAAUGUGACGAGAGAUAUUCCCACGUUGAAGUUGAUGGUGGAAGUAGUACUGGAAUCGGUAGGAAACAAGUAUUUUGUGGAACUGAAAUACCUCCAUUAGUGGUGUCCUCUUCCAAUACACUGACUGUGACAUUGAUCAGUGGCUACGGAUAUGGAAUGAGAUUCCGUGCAGAGUAUGUUAUGGUGAAAGUUGAGGACCGUGCAGCAAUUCCUGAUAUGUCCACAUCUGAGCCGUUAUGUGGGGGAAGCUUCCAUCAACCCAGUGGUAGGAUUGACUCACCUAACUUUCCAGAUGACUCUGAGUCUAGUGUCAGAUGCUAUUGGAAUAUCACAGUAGAUGUAGGACAUGUCAUUGUUAUUACUUUUACUGCUUUUGAUUUGGAUUCCUUACCGAUUAAUGAGUGGUGCAAUGAAGAAUAUGAUCACUUGAAAAUACUGGAUGGAUUAAGAGGGAACAGUCACACUUACUGUGGUCAAGAACUACCACCAGUGUUUGUCUCUUCAAGCAACACAAUUGGCAUCACCUUUGUCAGGAAGUUGGGCUACAGUGGAGGGUUUAGUGCACUUUAUAGGGCUUCCAAGGAUGUGUCAUCACAAACCUCUUCCCCAGAGGUCCUUAUGCAACCCUCAACAACAAAGCCAUUGCAACAAUGUGGAGGGAACCUGAAUACUCUUCGGGGUGUAAUUCAGUCACCAGUGCUUCCUGGAGAUGUUGCGAUGGGAUUGAAAUGCCAGUGGAAUAUCACAGCACCUGUUGGGCAAAUCAUCAUAUUGACCUUCACUGAUUUUAUCAUGGACUCUUCCGUUGAAGAUGGCCAAUGUGACCAGAGAUAUUCUCAUGUUGAAGUUGAUGGAGGAAGUAGUACUGGUAUUGGUCAGAAACAAGUAUUUUGUGGAACUGAAAUACCUCCAUUAGUUGUGUCCUCUUCCAAUACACUGACUGUGACAUUGAUCAGUGGCUAUGGAUAUGGAUUGAGAUUCCGUGCAGAGUAUGUUAUGGAGAAAGUUGAGGACCGUGCAGCAAUUCCUGAUAUGUCGACGUCUGAGCCAUUAUGUGGGGGAAGCUUCCAUCAACCUAGUGGCAGGAUUCAGUUGCCUAACAUUCCUGAUGGCUCUGAGUCUGGUGUCAGAUGCUAUUGGAAUAUCACAGUAGAUGUACGACAAGUCAUUGUCAUAACUUUUACUGCUUUUGAUUUGGAUUCUCUACCGAUCGAUGAGUGGUGCAAUGAGGAAUAUGAUCACUUGAAAAUACAGGAUGGAUUAGGAGGGAACAGUUACACUUACUGUGGUCAGGAACUACCACCAGUGUUCGUCUCAUCCAGCAACACAAUAAGCAUCACCUUUGUGAGUAGGUUUGGCUACAGUGGAGGUUUUAGCGCACAGUUUAGUGUUACUGACAAGAACAUAGUAUUUUCAUCUGCUCCACCAAAAGUCCUAAUCCCUCUAUCUACAUCAGAACCAUCAUUUCAGUGUGGAGGAAUCUUAAACAGAUCUCAAGGUGAUAUUCACUCACCUCAGGUUUCGGAUGACUUAAAGACAGUAGCCAAUUGCCAGUGGAACAUCACAGUGGCCGUUGGAAGAAUCAUUGUUCUGAAUUUCAUAGAAUUUGACUUGGAUUCUAUACCAAUCGACAACAGGUGCGAUGAGAGUUAUGCCCAUGUCAAGAUACUAGAUCUGGACAGUAGCUACACCUACUGUGGACAAGAAACACCACCCACAUAUAUAUCCUCCAAAAAUACAAUUUUGGUCCGCUUUGAGAGUGCUUAUGGCUACAGUGGAGGGUUUCGUGCAUAUUACUCAGCUUCCCUACCAGUUGAUAGCAGAGGAUUGACUGAGCAGAGCCAACACACGACACCUCAUCAAUUUCAGCCACCUGAAGCAACUGAACUAACCUACCGUUGCGGAGGGAAUCUGAAUGAGCCUAGUGGUGUGAUUGAGGCACCCGAUUAUGAAAAAGGAUACUUGCCUUCUGUCCACUGCAGGUGGAAUAUAACAGUUGAUGCUGGUUGGGUCAUUGUCCUGAACUUCACAACAUUUGAACUUGAUUCCAUCCCAAUUGAUGGCCAGUGCGAUGAGAGGUAUGCUCACAUCAAAGUGGUUGACACUGAAACCCUCAAAUACAUAUUGUGUGGCUGGGAUAAGCCUCCUGUAAUAGUAUCCGACACAAGAACCCUCAUUAUUGAAUUCUUUAGCAAUUUUGGAAUUGAGCACCGUUUCCUUGCUACAUAUGCUGCUUUAGAACCUGAUGAUGAAUUGCUUCCUCCCAGGGUUAUCACCGCAACUCCUUUAGAGUCAACCACAGAACAACGUGCAUUUCCUUGCGGCGGUCUCCUGAGUGCGCCAACUGGAGAAAUACAUUCACCAGACAUUACAAAACAACCGCUGGAAAAGAGUGUUAGGUGCGAGUGGAAAAUCACAGUGCUUGAUCAGCUGAUUAUUGUCCUAACAUUUACUGACUUUGAUUUGGAUUCCUUUCCUGUGAAUGGUAAUCUUUGUGAUGCAAGGUAUGACUAUGUUAGUAUAACCGAUGGUGAACCAGGGGGUCCAGCUCAACUAUUUUGUGGUCGGAGUGUCCCGGAUGUCUUUGUGUCAUCCACGAACACACUGAUCAUUGCAUUCGUUACCCACUUUGGCUAUGGAAGAGGGUUCAGUGCUUAUUACACUAGUGUGAAGCCUGAGAAUAGAUUCAUUGCGACAAUGUCACAUCCAACAGUGGGAAGUGCAUUAGCAGGAACAGCGUCCACACCUUUGCAGCCUGCACUCCCGUAUGAAUGCGGUGGGAAUCUCAACAAGCCUAACGGAGUAAUACAGUCACCAAACGUUCCUGAGGACUAUGUGUCCAGGGUAACCUGCACAUGGAAUAUCACUGUUGGACCUCAGUCGACCAUAGCGCUAUCUUUCUUAACAUUUGAGCUUGAUUCUGUUGCAGUGGAUGAUCAGUGCGACUUGAGGUAUACUCAUAUGAGUGUAACGGAUGGCAGAAGUGAAUCUGUUGGUGUAAAACAUGUAUACUGUGGUCAAGACCUCCCUGACGUCUUGUAUUCAUCCUCCAAUACAAUGAUUGUGGAAUUUGUGAGUUACUAUGGGCUUGGUGGAGAGUUCUACAUAAGUUAUGCAUCUUCCAAAGCUGAGACAUCUGACUAUAGAUUAUUACCUGCAUCCACCAGUCCAUCUGAGAAACAAGAUUCUGGACCGUCGGUGGUAACUGAUAAGUCCAGCUACGUAUGUGGUGGAAAUCUUGACUCGCCCAGUGGCGUGAUUCAGUUUCCGGACAUUUUCCCUGCAGUGCAAGGCCAGGCUAUAACCUGUCGUUGGACAAUAAGAGCCCAAGUUGGCUGGGUGAUUUCCCUGAGUUUCACGUUCUUUAAUCUGGAUUCUGUAUUAGUUGAUAAUCAGUGUGAUGAGCAGUAUGCCUAUGUCAAGGUUAUCGAUGGUGAAGAUGCCAGGUUUCUCUUUCAAGUGUUUUGCGGUCAGGAUCUACCACCCAACUUUGUCACUUCUACUAAUGUGCUUGUGAUCAUUUUUAAUGACUUGCAAGGUUACAGUGAAGGUUUUCAUGCACAGUACAGCACUUUACCAUUGACGACCAGAACUCUUCCAGUUUUACCAUCACUGCCUCGUCUGUUGACACCAGCGACACCCAAGGACACAUAUCCAACUGUGUGCAGUAGUAUUUUCAAGGAGGCCAGUGGGAUGUUUUCAUCGCCACAGUACCCAAACAUGUACCCUGCAAAUAUGUUUUGUUCUUGGAUCAUUACGACAUCUGUCAACACUCGCUUUGUUGCCCUGAAGUUUCUGGACUUUGAUGUUGACAACCCCAUGUUGGAUCAGGAGUGCUCUUCCCAGUACUCCUACGUAAGAGUCAGCUACCAUAGUGUGGGUGGCAUUGAGGGAACACAACUUCUCUGUGGCAACCAUCAACCAGAAGUCAUUGCUCCCAGAUCUCAUCAACUCACAGUGGACUUCUUCAGCAAUUUGGGAAUUGGACGUGGGUUUCAAGCUGCCUACCAAAUGUACAAUCCAUCUGAAGAUGUCUCGCAGAUGGAUUGGUCAUAUUUCCUCAAAGGACAUGAUGACAUUUUGACAACGCCUCAGUCUCUGUUGUCAACUAAAACAUAUGGGGCAUAUACUGAAAUGACAGCGCCAACUGGAAUAAUCACUUCACCUAAUUACCCAGCACAGUUUCCCCAGGACUCCUACUCUGCAUGGAUCGUCAGAACCAGCCAGGGAAAAUUCAUUUCUCUAGCUUUUGAAGACGUUGACUUUGAUGUCCAGACAGAGGAUGAUGGCCAUUGCAAUAAGCUGUACACACAUCUGGACCUUACCAUUUACAGUUCUGAAGAUGGAGCAUCGAAUAUUAUCAUUUGUCAAAAUGCGGCACAUGAAGAUGUACUUUCACUUGGUGAGCUUAAGUUAGAGUUCCGUAGUUCCUAUGGUGAAGGGCGAGGAUUCAAAGCAAGGUACUCAUCUGGGAUUCGAAUCGGUGAUGUAGGAGGGGAAUUUGUAUCCACAACAACUCCAGUUCCAAGUCUAAGUGCCACAAAUGGAAGAGCUGACUUGAAGACAGUGGAAGGAAGUAGUGGAUUAGUAGAAAGUACCAUCCCAGUGGUGACAGGUGGCCCAUAUGAAAGCUCCUGUGAUAAGUUGCUCAGCGAGCCGGAGGGAAUCAUUAGCUCCCCUAACUUUCCUCUGAGCAUGCCCCAGGACAAAGAGUGCUCUUGGGUCAUACAAAUUCCAGGUAGUCAUGGAAUCCAUCUGGAGUUCCUAGACUUUGCUUUGGAUGAGGAGGUUGAGACACAUCAAGCCACUUGUCGACAAGAAUCAGCAUCUGUUAGCAUAGCCAUAGAUGGUAUGUUGCAUGAGUUCUGUGGAAAUGCCAUCCCUACCUCCAUGACCUCCUCAGAUAAUAUGGUUAUAUUAGUUUUCAAGUCUAACUCUGGGAAAGGUGCUGGCUUUAGAAUGCAUUACCUAGAUGUCAGCCUUAUGUCAACGCCUUCUGAAGCUCCCCAUGCAGUAGAAGGGCUCACAGAACCCAGCACCCUCAUAAGUACACCAGAGGUUGAAUCCACGGUCCCAGCAGAUGCACAGACCGCUUUAUCACCUGCCCAUACUACAUCUCACAUCGACGUCCGAUUCAUUGGGGAUGAUUUCACAGACUCUCCUGACGAUGGGAGAGACUUGACACGACCCGGUAGGGACCGUGUAAAUGUACCAGUUUCACCUCCCCGUGAGCCAGGCGCCAUUACAGCAUCUCCAGCUCCAGGUACAGAUUUGGAUGAUGAUGUGGCGGCAACAACAGAGUAUGUGAGCGAGAAGGUGAGCUUCAUCUUACCUGAAUACACGGACCAACCAAAGGCAACGGGCAUGGCAAGCACGGAUUCAGGAGCAGUUGAUAUAAUCACAAAUCGUCGACUCCGCAUAGCCACCUAUGUCUGCAUCAGCGUGGCAGUCAUCCUCUUCAUGAUCCUCAUCAUCAUGACUGGCGUCUGCAUCUACAAGAGGCGGCGCCGUCACAUCUCCAAGUCCAUUGCCUUGGGCCAGACGGAGAAGAGCUACUGGCAGAACUACAAGUCCUGGGCUGUGGAUUACUCAGGCGGGCCUGGCAGGUCCUCCAGGGCAGCGACCGCUAGAGGUGCUGAUAAUGAAGAGGAGGAGGCUGAGGAUAUGCUCAAACAAGAGCGGCUGGUGUGAUGGUUUCCUCUCUGGAUCCAAUUCUAGAAUUAUGGAAAUAUUCUAGGAAUAGACCGAUCCGUUAAGCCCCACCCACUUCAUAUGUGGGCAACACAUGUGCCUCUCCAAUACAACACUGCUUGUUCAAACUUCAUGUUU